This is a messenger RNA of Serendipita indica DSM 11827, 2751 nucleotides long. The record is from the annotation of a GenBank genome assembly. NCBI's taxonomy places the organism in Eukaryota, Fungi, Basidiomycota, Agaricomycetes, Sebacinales, Serendipitaceae.
AUGGCCACCACUCUCCGCAACAACGUCUGCGACGUUCCCAUCGACUUGGACUACACCACUGACGAACUCGACUUUUCCGCUCCUAUGCAAGACAGCGGGGAUCUACGAACAAAGGAGGACGAGCCCCCGGCCUCGUCUUGGUCCUCGUCCAGCGGCAGCUUUUACGAAGAGCUCGAGACUUCGCCAAUCGGUAUUGGAUCUACUUGGUACUGGCACUCUCCAUCCGAGCAACCGCUCGACAAGCCCAACUGGUGCAAGUCGAGCCCAAAUGCCGGCUACGCACUGCACGCUACAGAGGAUGGCUCGCAUGAGAAGCAAAAGGUGCACGUUCAAACUCAUGACAGCGUUCUCAAGUCUUCCAAGCUCUUCGUUAGGACCGUCAGUGGCAAUUCACCAACACAGAAGCGAUAUGUGAUGGCGAAGAAGCUGAUGAGCACUCGUGAAAUUGAAGUUCUCCAAUAUCUGGAUGCUCCGGCUUCGCGCUAUGAUCCAUGGAACCCCGCACCACCCCUCCUAUCCAUCGUCAAUGCCGACGAGGGUACAGAAGAUGAGGAGGGAGAACCGCAAGCAAUCUAUGAACCGAUCAUGCCCUUUGACUAUCUACCAAUUGGCACCGUCGGCGAGGCUAUCGACUUGAUCAUGCAGUUAUUGCAGGGACUCGUAUUCCUUCAAGAGCUCAAGAUUGUCCAUGGCGAUAUUCACCGGGAAAUCAUCAUGAUGGACAAGGGUACGGACUCGGCAGAUAACGGUGAGAACCGUAUCACUCGCAAUGUUCGCUACUUUUUGGCGGACUUUACGCAUGCUACGAUCGUGGAGAACCCACGGGAUCAUCUAUUUGCUGAAGACCUGCGUGACCUCGGUUUGCUGAUGGAUGCCACCUUUGGCAGCUGCCUUCCGGAGCUUUCGGAUAUCAUCCUGAAGAUGACAGACGUACAACACUUCACCAAUAAUGCCUAUGUCCCUCCACACAUUCUGCUUCUACCCAGUGGCGCCGAGUUGGACAAGACGCAGAGUCUAAUUGCGGAGCUCGAGAACAAAUUGAAGAAGUUGGACAAGCAGUUACAGCAAGAACGUAGACGAGAGAAGAUCAGACUCGAAGAAGAACACGAAGUCUUUGCCGCACUUCUCCUCGAACUCAGAUCUUCGGCCUCUGGCCAAUCCAACUCGAAUAAUAGCGACGAGAUUACGUCUUUGGAGAGCGAAGAAAACGAAGCUCGGCGUGCCAUUCGUCGUGAAUUCAAGGACCGCAUAGACGCCUUGCUUCUAGAACGGCGUCAGGUAGAAGAGCAGAUUGUACAGCAAAGAUCUCUUUUCGCUCCCAUUCACAAGCUCAAUGACGAUAUAUUCAUCGAAAUUUUCGCCCUCUGCGUCUACGGUGGGCUGUCUCCUUGGAUACUUACCCACGUCAAUACUCGCUGGAGAGCACUCGCUCUUUCUAGUGAGACGCUAUGGUCUGGGAUCAUGGUCACGACGAAUAUUGACGAAGAGCUCACGCGGAGGAUGGAAGGCAAGGAAGUCUGUAAUAACCCUGGCCGUCUUCGCCGCGCCUUGAAGAGAGUCGGCGCCGCCCCCAUCGACCUGGACAUCUCACUAAACUGGUCACAUAAGGCUUUGGAUGCCAAUACCGCAGCUGAAAUGAUUGUCGAGGUGUGCAAGACUAGCGCGCAGUGGCGCAAACUACACCUCGAAAACUCGCAGAAAGUCGUUGAUGAAGAUCAUGUCUUCCCUUCCGAUCUAUUCGCGCAUGGAUUACCGACAUUGAAGAGCGUAUCGUUUCAUAUGCAACACUGGAAACAUGCAUUACCCAGCAGAGGACUCGUUCCCUUUCGUGGUAUACUCGACACCAUUGAACAAACGUCUAGCCUGAUAGAGCUGGCGGGCCUACAUGGAGGGGGACAUCGCGAUCCCACUGACGAAGCUUACGCGCAACCAACUAUAAUCAGCCAUGCGACACUGGUUCGCCAUAGUCCAAGAGAGAUCAAAGAGGCGUGUAAUUAUCUGCUCGAUGUGCGGAGUGACAUGCUCCUCGCACGACAGUAUACCCCUCUCUUUCUCGAUGAUCAACAACGAGCCAAAGAGAUCAGCGAAGCAAUCGCUUCACGCGAUGGCAUAGCCCCAACAACGCGUCAGUUGUUGAUAUCUCGCUCUUUUGAAACCUCACUAUCUUCUCUGCGAAUACUACAGCUGGAGGUCUUGGAUCUUGUCUCACGAGAUGGCCUUCACUUCUCGCGAAAUAUAUCCUUACCGAAUCUAUACCAACUCGCUCUGCUUUGUGGUGAUAUUAAAAACCUCCACCUACUCCAAACUCCCAAUUUAGACAAUCUCCGCAUCGUUCUCACGGACGACUCCGACUAUGCAAUCUAUUCCAGUAGGAUUGUUCUUGAAGGUCUUUGGAACCAACAAUCGCCUAUGUUUUGGAAUGGAGUAUCCCUGAAGCGAAUCAAGCUCAGGGGUGUCGGCCUCAGCUUCAGCGCACUUCACUCCCUUUCCAUGGCGAACGCGGAGCUCCGAUCAAUAGAAAUGGAGGAUAUACAUUUCGAUAUUCCGGACGCAAUAUUAGCCUUCGCAGAUGGGAGCAACCUCCCAAAGCUAGGGCGUAUCGAAGUUAACUACACAAGGAGGCUCUCGGAGAAUAAGCUGAUGUUUAUGCAGCAAAACAUGACCCACGUGGCGAGCGCUCGACCGCAAGCUCAAGUUACGCUCAUUCAUCAAGGAAAGAUAACGGAGUAUUGGAUGAGGCAACGAGAGUAA